Messenger RNA from Alternaria triticimaculans, 2712 nucleotides. RefSeq lists its product as uncharacterized. The transcript has 2 exons. The coding region runs from base 1 to 2712 and encodes 903 amino acids. The record is from RefSeq and is a predicted model, not a curated record. NCBI's taxonomy places the organism in Eukaryota, Fungi, Ascomycota, Dothideomycetes, Pleosporales, Pleosporaceae.
AUGCGGUCACCAUCCGUAGAAGGAGUACCAUGGCCCCUCCAGGUUGGCUCCCCGAACAGUAGGAGAACCUCCGAUAUCACAGUUCCUUCUGCUUUGCGCGUUGGCUCUCCAACAACUGGCGAUACCCCACCCAUCCACGCUCGGCCACCAUUGCGUCGCAAGAACACGUCUGGCGCCUCCGACAGGCUCUCGCAACUCUUUCCGUCCCGACCGUCCUCAGUCGCCUCAAUCGCAUCUCCUAGCAGCACCUAUGCAUCAAGACGUCAGUCGUUUCCUUCGCCUCUGCUACCGGCCGCAGAACCCUCGUAUCGCAUACCCCGCGCUCCAGCGCCGCCCUCGUUUGCCCAAGAAACGUCAUACAACCCUGUCGCGAGCGUGUUUACUCAAGAUCGCGCAUCACCGUCGUUGGGCAAGAGCAACAGUAGGACCAAACGGGUCCUCGACCGAAUCGCAUCGUUGCACAGGGGAGCCUCUCAUGGGGGACGUUACAACCGACUGGAUGAUGAGGAAUCACAACCCGGCAGAAGACGCCUUGUAGGAGUCGACGAGGGGGACGAGGCAGUCGGAUAUGAUCUGAGCUCGCUAGGCGGUCUGCCGUUGAAAACAUUCGAGGCGCAAUCGCGGACGCAGGACAUACACGAAGGGCAAGAGCGUGACAGAGACAUGGAUGAAGCUAGCCACGCCGCAGAAUUUGAGCGUCUCGAGGCGCAACUCGGAGCUGGCAUGACUUCUGUACUCCAUGUUCCGUUUGAGCACACCCCAGCUGGACCAGUACCAGGCUUCUUUCCCGGCCACCGACGAAUUCUGACAAGAGCGGAUGUAGUAGACGAGCAGGCCAAAAAAGCCCAAGACGAGGCUGAGACUACCGGCAAAGUCGUUGCUGUUGCAGCAGAUGUUCCAGUCGAUAUCAGCGAAUUCACAGGAGUUGCUCGCGACUUCGAUUCUAUGAGAAAUCUGACCGCCGAGGCUGGCCUCAUCAGCAGUGGUGCACAGACUAGCUACUUCUUUCCUGACGAUCCCCAGAUGCCUGCAUGGCGACCCCUUACUAUGAGCUCGUGGUGGAUCCUUAUGCUCACAAUUCUUGCACUUGUACUCGCUGGCGUUCAAGAAUACUUGUGCCAAAUUUCCUUACGCGAUGUCGAAGCAGAUCCUCAGAAAGGCGGGUUGUGGCAUUUCGUGAAAGUUGGCGACUUGACUGUCACGCAAUAUUUCACCUGGCAGUACGCGCCCAUCAUCAUCUCGGUCUUUUACGGCGUCCUCUGGCAAAUGUCGGAUUUUGAAGUGAAACGUCUGGAGCCAUUCUACCAGCUAUCCAAGAAGACAGGCGCAACUGCGGGAGAAUCGCUUAACAUGGACUAUCUCACCUUCUUGAGUUUCUUGGUACCGCUAAGAGCACUGCGUCACAGACAGUACGCCGUCAUUUACAGCUCGCUGGGUACGUUGGUCGCUAGUAGCCUUGUACCUGUCUUGCAGAGUGCUUCUAUGACUAUGUGGCCACCCGAGAAAGAACGUAAGCUUCACGGCUAUAAGGCCGUGAGAGUCGAACCGGCCUGGUCCCGAGCGCUCUCGGCGUGCCUUUUGAUAGUUGCAGCCUGUGGAGGAGCGCUGAUGUACGCAAUGCAGAGGAAGAGCGGCCUGCAGUCGGACCCCAAGGGUAUUGCAGGUAUCGCAGCUAUGGCUACGAGAAGCCAUAUUCUGACGGACUUCAAAGGGCUCGACCAGGCUUCUUUGCCUCAGAUACACAAGCAGCUUCGCCAACGAAGAUACAUCUUGCACAAAAGCUCACUCUGGCAAGGAGAAUACAUAACGAAGAGCAAGGAAAAGAUUCCCGAGCACGGCUCCGAUCCCAGGCCGCUCAUGCUUCGUCUUUGGGCGGGUGUGCCUUUCAUCGGCUUUCUCAUCCUGUUCACCGUUGCGGUGCCAGUCUUCACAUUCGUCAAGGCGUUGAGUAGAGCCACACAGAAGGUACCCUGGAUGAUGACGGGCCUAGCAACUAUCAUCCGCAUACUCUGGAACACCAUGAACAGCGACGUUCGCAUGCUUCAACCUUUCUAUAUCCUUUCUCUGCGACACGCCCCAGCCAAGACUCUUACACUCGACUAUGCUGGUACGAAUCCUCUUUGGCUGCCCUUCGAAGCUUUCUUCAAUGGGCAUUACCUUGUCAUGCUCGUUGCCUUCGGAUCCAUCUUUGCUGAGAUCCUAACGGUCUGCGUAACCUCAAUCAGCGUCGAUGGCAACAAAUUUAUGCCCGGAUUCGGCGGCCAAAAGUCUGACGACGACCAUGACGGCAGCAACGACGAUGCGUCUGAUCGUUAUAACACGGAGCAAACCUUUCGCAGUUUCUGGUCGAGCUUAACGCUCACCAUGCUCAUUCUGAUUUAUCUCAUCGGUAUCGCUCUUCUCACCUACGCGAGGCGCAGUCAGAAGUUCAUGCCCAGAGAAAUCGGCACCAUGGCCUCCGUCCUCGCUUUCAUCCACCAGUCUAAGAUGCUCUUCAGCUUUAUCGACACGGAAAAGCUGAACUCAAGGGAGAUGACCAAGCAUCUCGAGAAGAGUGGGAAGACAUACGCGUUGGGCUGGUUCCAAGGCAGAGACGGCGAAGAUCACUUGGGCAUCGACGAAGAAGAGAUCAGCAGCGCGUACGUCUUUGGCAAGGAUUGGACUGAGGGGCGGCUGAGACCAGGUAGAGAUCUGACGUGGGAGGUUUAUUAG